Messenger RNA from Cordyceps militaris CM01, 1599 nucleotides. RefSeq names its product serine protease. The coding region runs from base 1 to 1599 and encodes 532 amino acids. The record is from RefSeq and is a predicted model, not a curated record. Gene Ontology annotation, molecular function: serine-type endopeptidase activity. Lineage: Eukaryota; Fungi; Ascomycota; Sordariomycetes; Hypocreales; Cordycipitaceae. The transcript has 2 exons. Gene Ontology annotation, biological process: proteolysis.
AUGAAGUCCGCUGUCGCCGCCCUCUCCGUGGCUGCCAUCGCCCAGGCCUCGUCCUUCAAGAUUGGUACCAUUCACCACGAUUCUGCCCCGAUCCUCGAUGCCACCCAUGCCAACACCAUUCCUGGUGCCUACAUCAUCAAGUUCAAGGAGCACGUUGAUGAGCCCAAGGUCAAGUCUCACCACGCCUGGGUCUCGGAUAUACACGGUGAUGGCCAACAGCAGCGCCUUGAGCUCCGCAAGCGUGGCAUCUUUGACUCGGCCGAGGAUGCCUUCGCCGGCGUGAAGCACAGCUUCGAUCUCGGCUCUGCCUUCCGCGGUUACUCUGGUCACUUUGACGACGCCGUCAUUGAGCAGAUCCGCAACCACCCCGACGUCGAGGCCAUCGAGCGUGACUCCAUCGUCCACACCAUGGUUCCCAUUACCGUCAAGGACACUGUCACUCAGGACACUUGCAGCCCCGAGACAGAAAAGCAGGCUCCUUGGGGUCUUGCCCGUAUCUCCCACCGCCAGACUCUGGGCUUCGGCACCUUCAACAAGUACCUUUACGCCGAGGAUGGUGGUGAGGGUGUUGAUGCCUACGUUAUUGAUACUGGUACCAACACCGAACACGUCGACUUUGAGGGUCGUGCCCAGUGGGGUUACACUGCUCCCGAAGGUGACGCUGACGAGGAUGGCAACGGUCACGGCACUCACUGCUCCGGUACCAUCGCUGGUAAGAAGUAUGGUGUUGCCAAGAAGGCCAACGUCUAUGCCGUCAAGGUUCUCCGCUCUAACGGCUCGGGCACUAUGUCGGAUGUCAUCAAGGGCGUCGACUGGGCUGCCAGUUCGCACGCGGAGCAGGUCAAGAAGGCCAAGGAUGGCAAGCGCAAGGGCUUCAAGGGCUCCGUCGCCAACAUGUCCCUCGGCGGUGGCAAGACUACUCUCCUUGACCAGGCUGUCGAUGCUGCCGUCUCCAAGGGCCUUCACUUUGCCGUUGCUGCUGGUAACGAUAACGCCGAUGCCUGUAACUACUCUCCUGCCGCUGCUAAGAAGGCCGUCACUGUCGGUGCCUCCGCCAUCGACGACAGCCGUGCCUACUUCUCCAACUACGGCAAGUGCACCGACAUCUUUGCCCCUGGCCUGAACAUUCAGUCCACCUGGAUCGGCUCCAAGUAUGCCAUCAACACCAUCUCUGGUACCUCGAUGGCCUCUCCCCACAUCUGCGGUCUCCUCGCCUAUUACCUCUCCCUUCAGCCUGCUUCCGACUCUGAGUACGCUGUUGCUUCCAUCACCCCCGCUGAGCUCAAGGAUAACCUCAUCAGCAUUGGUACCAAGAACAUCCUGAGCGACAUUGACAAUGACACCCCCAACGUCCUUGCCUGGAACGGUGCCGGCUGCAGCGACUACAAGAAGAUUGUCGAGGCUGGCGCGUACGACGCCAAGCGCACCUCGUCCAAGACAGAGAACAUUCACACCAAGAUCCAGCACGAGUUUGACGUUGUCUCUGGCGAGAUCACCAAGUCUGCCAAGUCUUUCGGCGGCAAGGCUGAGAAGUUUGCCAAGAAGAUUCAGCAUAUUGUGGAUGCUGAGGUCAAGGACUUCCUCUCCCACAUGGAGUAA